AGUCAAAGAAGAAAACCAAACCUAAAUCGCGAAUCACACAGAUGAGAUCAUGUAAUAAAAAGAUCUGUUGUAGGGAUAUGAAUGGGACUGAAGAUUCAUCUAAAUCAAGAAAACAGACACCGAACAAGUCGGAAUCUAAAAGAUCAUAUCAAAAGGAUCACAACCAUUAUGGAACAUUGUCAAGAAAUCACCUCAAUUGCUUCGGCUCAAAUGAAAUUCUUUCCCUCAAAAGAAGUUACACGAAUUCAAGUUCAACCUUUAGCAAUCAUACGGAACAAGGUAGUGUGUUGUUAGAA
This is a messenger RNA of Schistosoma turkestanicum, 296 nucleotides long. The record is from the annotation of a GenBank genome assembly. NCBI's taxonomy places the organism in Eukaryota, Metazoa, Platyhelminthes, Trematoda, Strigeidida, Schistosomatidae.